AUGACAGACCAGUCCAACAUCCUGGAACUCCUCAACCGAAGCACAAGCGCCGAGUCAAGCGAUCCGCGUGACCGCAUCUACGGCUUGCUGGGUAUGUCGGAUAUCACCAUAGGUGCAUCCGACGGCCUCGUAGUCGACUACGAGACGAAGCGACCGGUCGAUGUGUACAAGGAUCUCAUGAUAUAUCUCAUCCACCGCUACGGUCUUGUUCGGAUGCUUUACUUGGAUACCACUUUUGGGGGAAAGCUCGACGAAGACGAGCUGCCCUCGUGGGUGAUUGAUUGGCGAAGAAGUACCGGUUGGCUACAAGACCCGUUGCGCAGCCCCUGGGAGGAUUUGAGUUUUUUGCGCUUGCGGGAGUUUCCAAAGACGCAGAUAGACAGUGCAUGCCUUGCCAUCACUGGAGACACAUUACAGCUCUGGGGCGAAUGCGUCGGUGUCAUUGUAUCUCAGACGGAGAGCCGGGUCCACUCAAGAGACGUCGGCCCUGACCGCCCGAAAUCUCUCUUGAAAGCAAUGAUGAAGAAAGUUCGUUCUUCCGGCGCUCGGGCAAUGGGCCGGACCUCAGGCGCGGAAGCAGAAGCGGAAGCGGUGCGCGAUGGCCCUGAGCCUGAACAUCACCCCCGGCCGCUGGGUUCCCGGAAGGUGGAAUUCUCAGAAGCCAAGCGCGUGGCCGUGCAAAUGCGCUCGGGGGACGGAUGGCCGGACUAUGCAACCCCGAAGGAGUUCUAUGGGCGGUUCGUCACAUUGUGGGGAGGGCAACUUCACCCCCUUGAUUGGCCUAGUGGACCGGGUCCCUUUUGGAAAGCGUCGGAGGACUCGAAAGAGUUUUGUUCAAUGUGGGUGGCCCCGAUGACGGCGCAAGCGGGCGACGAAGUUGUGUUGUCCCCUGGAAGCCCACUCCCUCUGAUUCUUCGACCCGUGGCGUUGGGGGGCUCGUCGUCUUCUUCUCUCCGCUAUAGAUUUGUUGGCCCGACCAUGUUCGUGGGGUCGAAAACAUGUAUGGAGCGAAAAUGUUCGAGGUUUUAA
Messenger RNA from Anthostomella pinea, 1029 nucleotides. NCBI's taxonomy places the organism in Eukaryota, Fungi, Ascomycota, Sordariomycetes, Xylariales, Xylariaceae. The record is from the annotation of a GenBank genome assembly.